Molecule: messenger RNA, 862 nt
Organism: Apis cerana (Asiatic honeybee)
Lineage: Eukaryota; Metazoa; Arthropoda; Insecta; Hymenoptera; Apidae
Gene: mRpS10
Product: mitochondrial ribosomal protein S10
Cellular component (GO): mitochondrion; mitochondrial small ribosomal subunit
Source: RefSeq, a predicted model, not a curated record
AAUAUAAAUUGUAUAUAUGUCAAAGAAAAAAUAUUCAUUUUUAUAUCUAAAUUUUAUUCAAUGUAAGAUAAUAAAGCCUUAAUUAAUCUUUUUAUCUAAUAAUAAAUAAAAACAACAAACAACAAAUGUUUCAUUCAAAGGCAUUUCCUUUCUUACAUAAUAUUAUAAAUAGAAAUUUGUAUAAUAUAAAAUCAAAUUAUAACAAAUCACUUCAAUAUAUAUUAUAUUCAACUAAUAUUGAAAAUUCAGAUAAGACUUCAAAUAUAACUUUAACAAAAGACAUAAAUGAAAUUUCUCAGCAAUCUGAAACUUCAAAUGAAAAUUCACAAUAUCAAAAAAUUGAUAUUUCCGAGAAUACUAUUGAAGCAUUACCUGGAUCAUCAAAUACAUCUGAUGAUCCCAAUUAUUCUGAUGAGCCUGAUAAACUUUAUAAAAAAUUAGAAAUUGAAAUGAGAGGAAAUGAUCCUGCAGUUCUCAAAAGCUAUGGAGAAUUUGCUGUUAUGGCAGCAAAUUAUUUAGACAUCAUUGUUGGUAGACAUAUUACACUACGAAAGCCUAUCCAUGAAAGAUUAACAGUACUUAAGUCUAUUCAUGUUCAUAAAAAACAUCGAGUUCAGUAUGAAACAAGAACAUAUUAUAGAUAUCUUGACCUUUUUAAAUUAACUGGUUCAACUGCAGAUACAUAUUUAGAAUAUAUAGAAAGAAAUCUUCCAGAAGGAGUAGCAAUGAAAAUUACAAAGGUGGAAUUACAAACUUUACCAGAAAAAAUUCAACAAGCAACAUCUUCAUAAUAAUGAAUAAAAUAAGUUAUUACAUUACAUUUUUAUAGAAAAUAGACAAAUAAAUUGCAUUUGAAUAUUAA